UCGCGCCUGUAAAGCUUCCAUCAACAACAAGCUCACACUCCUUAAGAUACCACCAAAAUGGCAAGCGGCACUAGGAGAGUUGCUUUGCUAUCUUUACUUUGUCUUCAUGUUUUUGUAGUGAGUGUGGUUGCAAGGAACGUGGUGAGUGUGAAGAACGAGGAGGAAAAGUUUCUAACCAUUCAGAAGGGAGGUGGGUUUGGUGGGGGAGGUGGAUUUGGAGGUGGAGGUGGUGCUGGCGGUGGGUUUGGAGGUGGUGCUGGUGGUGGUUUCGGUAAGGGUGGCGGCAUUGGUGGUGGAAUUGGUAAGGGUGGUGGAGUAGGAGGUGGUGCUGGUGGUGGCUUUGGCAAGGGUGGUGGCUUCGGCAAGGGGGGUGGCAUUGGUGGUGGGAUAGGUAACGGUGGCGGUGUAGGAGGUGGUGCCGGUGGUGGCUUUGGCAAGGGCGGUGGAGUUGGAGGGGGUGCUGGUGGUGGCUUUGGUAAGGGUGGUGGAUUUGGUAAAGGUGGAGGCAUUGGCAAGGGUGGUGGUAUUGGAGGAGGAGCUGGUGGUGGAUUUGGAAAAGGUGGUGGAAUUGGUGGCGGUCAUGGUGGUGGAAUUGGUGGUGGUCAUGGUGGAGGUGUUGGAGGAGGAGCUGGUGGUGGAUUUGGAAAAGGUGGUGGAAUUGGUGGCGGUCAUGGUGGUGGAAUUGGUGGUGGUCAUGGUGGAGGUGUUGGAGGAGGAGCUGGUGGUGGAUUUGGAAAAGGUGGUGGAAUUGGUGGUGGUCAUGGCGGAGGUAUUGGAGGAGGAGCUGGUGGUGGAAUUGGUGGCGGUCAUGGUGGUGGUGCUGGAGGAGGAUUCGGCAAAGGUGGUGGAGUUGGUGGUGGGGGUGGUUUUGGAAAAGGCGGCGGCAUUGGAGGAGGGAUUGGUAAAGGGGGAGGAUUUGGUGGGGGCAUUGGAGGUGGAUCUGGUGGUGGUAUCGGUGGAGGAGCAGGUGGGGGUAGUGGAUUUGGUGGAGGAGUUGGUGGAGGAGCAGGUGGAGGCGGUGGAUUUGGUGGAGGAGCAGGUGGAGGUGGUGGAUUUGGUGGUGGUGGCGGCUUUGGUGGAGGAGGCGGUGGUGGGAUUGGACACCACUAAACCUCACAUUGCAUGGAGUCUCAUACUAAGAAUGAGAUUUUUUUUUCUUUUUUUCUUUUUUUGUCAAGAGUGAAACAAAAUAAGAAUGGGAUAUAUUACUAAUUAUUAGCUUCAUGUAUUUCUGUAUCAGUAAUUUAAAAUAUUUUAUAGUUGCACUGGCAA
Molecule: messenger RNA, 1272 nt
Organism: Quercus robur (English oak)
Lineage: Eukaryota; Viridiplantae; Streptophyta; Magnoliopsida; Fagales; Fagaceae
Product: glycine-rich cell wall structural protein
Exons: 1
Coding region: 58-1110 (350 amino acids)
Source: RefSeq, a predicted model, not a curated record